AUGCAUCGCCGGCGUCCGGCGCGGUCAUGGGCGUUCCCGUCGACCCCGCGCGCCCCUUUGACGUGCGUAAUCGCGCUGGUGCUGUUGACUGCGGGUCUAGCGGCCGAGGUUGACGGGGCGGAUCUGGACGGCCCGCCGCGAGGUUGGGCGUCGUCCAAGGCUCUCGCUCAGCCCCCACCUCCUCCGCUUGACGACCUUCUCGACGAGGCCAAUCCCGCGAGCGCGUCGACGCCCGACCGCAUCGUUCAGGGCCUCCGGCCGCCGUUCGACGCGUGGGAUCCUCCGAGUUUGGGAACCCAGCCGCGUCGGACCCCGUCACCUCGAGCCCCUCGACACGCGCUGGACUCUCCCCCAAUCGCCGACGCGUCCCAGCGCGAUCGCGUCGAGGUGGGGCUGUCCCAAAUGUUCAAACCCCCUCCCCCCCCGGCCCGGUCCCCUCCACCGAACCGACCCGGUGAGUCACCGCCCCCGCCCCCGCCGCCGUCCGUCGUGAGACCGGGAGCGCCGAGGGAUUGCCACGACAUUGAGGCGCUGACACGGUCGUUAAAGUGCGAAAGGGGCGAGAACGGCAGGCUGUGCGCGUCCCUCCUCACCCGUUCGCUGCUGACGGGGUGCCACGACCUCGACGCGGUGGAACUUCUCGGACCGGCGAUACGGAACGCGGCGAAGGAACUCGGGCUCAUCGGAGACCCGCUGCCGCCGCCGCCGACGCCGCGCGUCCCUCCACCGCCGCCGGCACCGUCGUCGCCGCCGCCGUCGAGUCCUCCACCGCCGACGCCGCCGUCGCCGCACCCCCCGCCACCCCCGUCGCCUCCACCGCCGGCACCGCCGCGCCCGAGCCCGCCGCCGUCGCCGCCGCCGCCCUGGUUCACGGAGCAGUGGGCGAUCCUCACGCCAGGUGCGCCGCCGGGACCGCCGGCACCCGAGCUGAGGGUGCCCGCAUCGCCGCCGAUCGGGCCGCCGUCGUCGUCGCCGCCGGCGCCUUUACGAAAGGUCGCGAACCCGACUCCGGCGCGACCCUCUCCGCCGCCGUGGUACGUUGAGCGGUGGAGCGAGCUGAGGAACCCUCCUCCUCCGUCGCCCCCGCCGACGCCUCCGACGCCGCCGACGCCCCCGGACCCGCCGCGUUCACCGCCUCCGCGCCCUCCCGCGCCUCCUUGGUACCUGGACCGGGUCGCGCUGCUCGAUCGCGCGGCGGAAUCGAACGGCGGCAGAGGAGUUAUAGCGAUGGCGGACGACUUUGUGGAGUUGACGGAUGAGCAGGCGCUCGAGUGGUCCUCGGCGCUGGCGGCGCUGCAGGCCGCCGCCGAGACGGACGACGACGUCGUCGCCCAGGCUGGCGACAAGUCGGGGGGUGCCGUGAAACUCGCGCACCCUCCCAAAUCCGCGCACCCUCCCAAAUCCGCGCACCCUCCCUUGGCGAUUGAAAGCGGAGCAGUCCAAGGGGGUUAUUGGCCCGCGCCCGGUUUCGCCGCGGCGCCGGGAACGACGACGUACGAGGAGGGCGCCGUCACCGCGUCCGCCGGGAGGGACGCGCUCGAUCGUCUCCUCGGCGCGCUGAACUGGCGACGAGGCGACGGCGAGAUCGGGGGUGGUGUGAACGGCGAGGCGGCGAAGGCUAGCGCGAGUCGAGCGGCGCUCACCUACGGGUUCCCCAGCGGUUUCCUUUGGAGCGUCUAUAGGGACCCGAGCAUCGGGCCGUACCUGGUGCAGACGUGGGGGCACAUCCAGGCUGCGCUUGACCCGGGUGGGACGUACAGGCCGUGA
This is a messenger RNA of Micromonas commoda, 1767 nucleotides long. RefSeq lists its product with no specific name. Bases 1 to 1767 code for a protein of 588 amino acids. The record is from RefSeq and is a predicted model, not a curated record. The transcript has a single exon. NCBI's taxonomy places the organism in Eukaryota, Viridiplantae, Chlorophyta, Mamiellophyceae, Mamiellales, Mamiellaceae.